Messenger RNA from Bactrocera neohumeralis, 2710 nucleotides. Its product is annotated as EF-hand domain-containing family member C2-like. The transcript has 6 exons. The coding region runs from base 288 to 2570 and encodes 760 amino acids. Gene Ontology annotation, cellular component: microtubule. Lineage: Eukaryota; Metazoa; Arthropoda; Insecta; Diptera; Tephritidae. Gene Ontology annotation, biological process: regulation of neuron projection development. The record is from RefSeq and is a predicted model, not a curated record.
UGCAAAACCCUAGUAAACACUUGGGGAAAAAGUAGCACAAAAAGCAAAACAAAUAAGUGACACACAAAGCGUUUAAAAAAAUAAUAAAAAAUAUACAUACGAAAAUUUUUUUCGAAAAAUAUUUACUAAAACUACGGAAUUUCGCUCGCUGUUUUUUGUAAAAUUUUACGAAAUUUGUAAAGAAAGAAAUUUUAAACAAACGCGUUUAUUUUGUAUUGAUUUUUACAGCAAACCUAACGAUUUUUACACAUUUCGAAACCGAAAGCGCUCAAUAAAACUAAACAAAGAUGCUGCGUAUACCGGGAAUGCCGUUUCUGCCAGGCACCACCUUUCGGGAUCUAUCUCGCACGAACUUCCCCAAGCCGCAGAGCCUUAUGAAUUUCCAGGGCAUCAGCAUGUUGAACGAUCGCCAACCACCCGCCAUGGUGGACGUUGGCGGUAUGUGCAUCGACAUUAACUGCCCACCGACAGCCACACCAUCACUCUAUCCGCCAAAGACUGGACCCAGACUGCCACCAUGGAUUGCUUACGAUAAGAAAGUACUCGGUUUCGAUGCGUUCUUUAAGGAGACGCUACACGAAGUCUACAAUGCGCCCUAUCAAGUGCGUAAAGUGAAGAUUAUGUAUUAUCUGGAAGAUGGCACCAUGCAAAUCAUUGAACCGAAAGUGGACAACUCCGGCAUACCGCAAGGCUGUCUGGUGCAUCGCCAACGUAUACCGAAGCCACCACCGUGCCAAAAUGAAUUCAUCUCGAUAUUGGACCUUAACGUCGAUACGAGCAUACAAAUAUUCGAUCGCAUUUAUCACAUUACAAAUUGUGACCUUUUUACGCGACAUUUCCUAAAUCGUUCGGGUAUAGCCGUACCAGAUCCCGUCGAUAUGCCAGUUGAUCCCACAACAGAAAUGCGUAAACGGUCGGCGAGAAAGAUUCAUAAUCAACCACCGAAGAAACAUUCAUUCGCACAAUUUUUGGCGUUCGAUCGGAAAGUGCUGAAAUUCCACGGCUACUGGGAUGAUCGUUCGGAGUUCGGCGAUGUACGUCGUUUAGAAAUAUGCUAUUAUUUGGCUGAUGAUACAAUGGAUAUAAAGGAAAUUUUUCCACGGAACUCAGGACGUGAAGGUCCAUCGCUCUUCCUGAAAAGAGGCAAACUCCCAAGGGAAUUCAAUGGACUUCCACUACCUGGGCAAGAGACGCCGCAAACGUUGUUGAAUGUGCUCGGCACGAGCAUGCGAAAUGUACGCUACACCAUUGAUCCGCUGAACAUCGGCGAAAAAGAGGUGCUCUACUAUGCGGAUCGUGAUCUACAAAUCGGUACUGUGCUAAACGUGUACGGACGUGCCGUUGUGCUCACGGAUUGCGAUGAAUACACACAAGAGUAUUAUAGAAAACGGUAUGGUAUUGAGAACUUUACAGCGGCACCGAUACCGUCACGUGGUGACGAUUGCGCGCCGAUUAAACAAAAAGAACGCAUACUGCCACCUUAUAAUGGCUGGGGUUCAUAUGAGGAUUCUGAGGGCAAUUGCAUCUCAGUCGAGCCCAAGCCGCCGCAGACUGAUUUUAAGAAAUUCAUCAAACUUGAUCGCUACGUGCUGCGAUUUGGUGCGAAACUGUUAUCGACCAUACGUGAGAAUUGUGAACGCAUUUUCAUCAUUUCGUAUUACCUAUCCGAUGAUACCAUACAAAUCUUUGAGAUUGCCGAACGCAAUUCCGGUUUCUUGGGCGGCGAAUUUAUGAAACGUACACGCAUACCACUGCCGGGCCAAGAGAAGUUCACCUCGAAGCGCCCACAAUACUAUCAGCCAUACAAUUUUUAUAUUGGCGCUACAAUGAGCCUCAAAGAUCAUAUCUUUCACAUUGUGUCCGCCGACGAGUAUACACUUAUUUACAUGGAGCAUCAUCCAUAUGAGUAUCCAAUGGCCGAUAUUAAGUCAAUUAUGUUGAAAAUCCGCGAUGCGGCGAAGUCGGAUUAUAAGGGCUUCAUUUGCCGUUGCUUGCCAGACGGCGCUGAAUCCGUUAAGGAUGUGCAAUUCAUUGGUUUUGAUUCGCUCAAGCGCGCACUUAUCAAUCUUCUGGCUGACGACAUCACCAAUCAUGAAAUCAUUACGGUUUGUCGCUACUUCUCAGCCGAGAAAGCACCGCCACAGGCAUGCAAUCGGGAGACGGUACGUGCUGCGGUACACUUGGAGUUGAAGCGUUCACUAUGGAAUGCAAUGGACGAGUUGAAGGAACAUUUGCACCACAUAAAUCCGCUGAACAAACCCUUCCUCUCCGAGGCGAAAUUACGCUCCACAAUGAAGGGCUGUCGCCUACCCUUCAUACCGGAACUAAUUGACGAUCUACUGAGCGUAUUAAAUCACAAUGACUGCGGCGAGGUUGAGGUAUGCGAUUUCCUGAACUUCAUCGACAUGGGUUGCGGCAAAGUGCCUGACAUAGCACCAAUGAAUAUCAAUUUCGAACUAUGUCCCAAGAUACCGUUCCUACAUAAGGGACGUUUGGUGAAUAUCAGCUGCUUCCUGCAGUACUUGGGUUUGGAUGAGGAGGCAAAACCAAAGGAAGAACUGGCGAGUUAAGAUUCUAGACGCUUAAACUUAUUAAAGCAGAGUUGCAUUGUAAUUUUCAUAAGAUUCAAAAUUUUUGUCAAUACAUUUUAUUUUCUACUCUCACACUUACACCACCAAAAUAAUAUAAUUAAAUGAAUGAACGCAUCUCG